Molecule: messenger RNA, 645 nt
Organism: Sparassis crispa
Lineage: Eukaryota; Fungi; Basidiomycota; Agaricomycetes; Polyporales; Sparassidaceae
Exons: 3
Coding region: 1-645 (214 amino acids)
Source: RefSeq, a predicted model, not a curated record
AUGGUGUCCAGGCUGCGUAGAGCCACCCUCCCGAUCUGCAGUGAUGGCUUUGUUGGGAAGGUUGUGGGGUCAUUGAAAGAAAGGAAGCUGUGGGAGAUGGACAAGUUGCUGAGACGUGGGUUUCGUGUGCAUGCAUGGGAUGGCAGGACACCCCACGCUCUUCUAGAUGCUGAUAGGCAAAUCAUCGCCAUUCUUGCAGGGCAGCCCAAUGAUGCAAUGUGGGGAGAGGCUGUAUCAAAUGUGAGCACCACGUUAGCGUCUGUGGAGAAGACGUGCACUUUCUCACGCCUCCAGAGGAGUCAUAGAAGGGGCCGCUUCCCGACACUCGCUACCGGCAUCUCCCACGGAGGAGGCCAGCGCAAACCCCAAGACAUAUACAACACAGCCGCAAACCAGAUGAAGCUGACAGAGCUCUGUUGCAAUUGUGGAAUCCAGCAGAUCGCCAGCUUUGAAAAUGGUGCAUUUGCAGCAUUUGCGCCAAAGGCCUUUGGUCGAGCAGCAGUAUGCCUGCAAGAGCUCUACAAUCACAAACCCUCUCUACGCCAAAACUUCCCGAAUAGUAUCUACCCCACUGCCACCUUCAAUUUUGGCCCCAACGCCGUGUGUUUUGACCACACCAAUGAGAAGAAUAGCCCAGCUACAUAG